AUGUUAUGUGGAUUAAGUUUGAAUUAACAAUAGAAUAAAGUGAUAUCAUGUGGACAAGAUGAAUAAAUAUUAAUAAUAGAACAAUCAUAAUAGGAUUCUAAAUGGAUUGUAAUCUAAAAGAUAAAGGUUGAGACACAUGGUAAGAGAAUAUGCUUUAUAAAUGAUAAUGUAUUCACUUUUUAACCAGAUGGGAUAGAAUAAAUGCAUGUAUGUUAAAUGAAUAAUAUACUAAUAAAUAGUAUUUAUAGACAAAAAAUAUACUUGUUAAAGGUGGAGAUGAUUAAUGGUUCUUUCCUUAAUAACAUAUAAAAUCAAAAUGCCUGUUUAUAAAUAGAAAUGGCAAAUAUGUGAAUUUGAUAAGGACAAAGGAAAAUGGAGAGUUUAAAACUGAAUAAUCGAUUGAAUUUAGACAUAUUCGUUUAUAUGGAUGUAUGAGUAAUGAUGGGUAGUAUUUAAUAAUUUGGAUAGAGAUUCAGAAUAAAUUCAAAUUAGAAAAUACAAUGAAAUAUGAAUAACACAUAAAUAUUAGAUUUAAUAAUUUAUGA
Molecule: messenger RNA, 545 nt
Organism: Paramecium pentaurelia
Lineage: Eukaryota; Ciliophora; Oligohymenophorea; Peniculida; Parameciidae
Source: the annotation of a GenBank genome assembly